Myotis brandtii (Brandt's bat) is the source of this 3703-nucleotide messenger RNA. It is a transcript of the gene FMNL1, whose product is annotated as formin-like 1. The record is from RefSeq and is a predicted model, not a curated record. Lineage: Eukaryota; Metazoa; Chordata; Mammalia; Chiroptera; Vespertilionidae. Bases 205 to 3348 code for a protein of 1047 amino acids. Gene Ontology annotation, molecular function: actin filament binding; small GTPase binding. Gene Ontology annotation, biological process: cell migration; regulation of cell shape; cortical actin cytoskeleton organization. The transcript is spliced from 25 exons. Gene Ontology annotation, cellular component: cytosol.
GACAGAGCUCAGGCCCUGGGUCAGGCAGACUCCUAUUCAAAUCUCAAUGUCACUUUCUAGCUGUUGGGCCUAGGGCAGGGCGCUCCACCUCUGUGCUUCAGUUUCCUCAUUGGCUAAUGUUACUUGUCUCCCGGGGUGAGGGUGACAGGGAUUCAUGUGUAUGACAGACCUCUAGGGAGCUGGUCCCUAGUGGGUUCCCUGAAAAUGCCCGUGCCCCCUCCCUUCCUGCUGGGUCCCAGGCUCAGGGUCUUUGUCUUGUCCUCCCCCUCCCAGAACUGCAUGAACUUGCCCCCGGACAAGGUCCAGCUGCUGAGCCAGUAUGACAACGAGAAGAAGUGGGAGCUCAUCUGUGACCAGGAGCGGUUUCAAGUCAAGAACCCCCCCACAGCCUAUAUCCAGAAGCUGAAGAGCUACCUGGAAACUGGUGGGGUCAGCCGAAAGUUUAAGAGGCGAGUCCAGGAGUCCACUCAGGUGCUGCGGGAGCUGGAGAUCUCCCUGAGGACAAACCACAUCGGGUGGGUGCAGGAGUUCCUCAACGAGGAGAACCGCGGCCUGGAUGUGCUCCUCGAUUACCUGGCCUUUGCCCAGUGCUCUGUCACGUAUGACAUGGAGAACACAGACAAUGGGGCCCCAAGCUCGGAGAAGAGCAAGCCCCUGGAGCAGUCAGUGGAAGACCUCAGCAAGGGCCCACCCGCCUCCUCGGUGCCACAGCCCAGGAGUCGCCACCUGACCGUCAAGUGCCCCCCUUCUCCCCGGCUGACCCCAGCCCACAGCAGGAAGACCCUGCGGAACUCGCGCAUCGUCAGCCAGAAGGAUGACGUCCACGUCUGCAUUAUGUGCUUGCGUGCCAUCAUGAACUACCAGUCUGGCUUCAGCCUCGUCAUGAGCCACCCAGCCUGUGUCAAUGAGAUUGCUCUGAGCCUCAACAACAAGAAUCCCAGAACCAAGGCUCUGGUGCUGGAGCUGCUGGCGGCUGUGUGCCUGGUGCGGGGAGGACACGACAUCAUCCUUGCAGCCUUUGACAACUUCAAGGAGGUGUGUGGGGAGCAGCACCGCUUUGAAAAGCUGAUGGAAUACUUCCGGAAUGAAGACAGCAACAUCGACUUCAUGGUGGCCUGCAUGCAAUUCAUCAACAUCGUGGUACACUCAGUGGAGAACAUGAACUUCCGAGUCUUCCUGCAAUAUGAGUUCACCCACCUGGGCCUGGACCUGUACUUGGAGAAGCUUCGGGUCACAGAGAGCGACAAGCUGCAGGUGCAGAUCCAGGCGUACCUGGACAAUGUGUUUGACGUGGGCGUGCUGCUGGAGGACACGGAGACCAAGAACGCUGUGCUGGAGCACAUGGAGGAGCUGCAGGAGCAGGUGACCCUGCUGACAGAGCGGCUUCGGGACGCGGAGAACGAGUCCAUGGCUAAGAUCGCCGAGCUGGAAAAGCAGCUCAGCCAGGCCCGGAAGGAGCUGGAGACCAUGCGGGAGCGCUUCAGCGAUUCCACGGCCAUGGGCGUCCCCCGGCGUCCACCCGAGCCCGAGAAAGGGCCUGCCCCGGCCUCCGCAAGGCCCUCGGCUCUAGAGCUGAAGGUGGAGGAGCUGGAGGAGAAGGGGUUAAUCCGCAUCCUGCGGGGACCCGGGGAUGCUGUCUCCAUCGAGAUCCUCCCCGUCGCCGUGGCAACUCCAAGCGGCGGUGAUGCCCCGACUCUGGGAGUGCCCACCAGCUCCCCCAGCCCAGGUGCGCCGAUCUCCAAGCCGGUGGACCACCCAGGGCUGGGGCAGCUGGAGGGUGGGACCUUGGCCUCAGUGUCCUCCAAGCGCCUCUCCUACUACCUCCUGCCCGCCCUGUCAGGCCUCGCUGAACCCUGGCUCCCUCCAGCCACCCCGCCCGCUAUGGCCCCCAGUACUCACCAUUCCCUCCCUGUCCCAGGAGUGAAGGCCAAGAAACCCAUCCAGACCAAGUUCAGAAUGCCCCUCUUAAACUGGGUAGCCCUGAAACCCAGCCAGAUCACGGGUACUGUCUUCACUGAGCUCAAUGAUGAGAAGGUGCUGCAGGAACUGGACAUGAGUGACUUUGAGGAGCAGUUCAAGACCAAGUCCCAAGGUCCCAGCCUGGACCUCAAUGCUCUCAAGGGUAAGGCAGCCCAGAAGGCCCUCAGCAAGGCCACACUCAUUGAGGCCAACCGGGCCAAGAACCUGGCCAUCACCCUGCGCAAGGGCAACCUGGGAGCGGACCGCAUCUGCCAGGCCAUCGAGACGUACGACCUCCAGGCCCUUAGCCUGGACUUCCUGGAGCUGCUGACCCGCUUCCUGCCCACGGAGUAUGAGCGCACCCUCAUCGCCCGCUUCGAGCGGGAGCAGCGGCCAAUGGAGGAGCUGUCCGAGGAGGACCAGUUCAUGCUGCGCUUCAGCCGCAUCCCGCGCCUGCAGGAGCGCAUGGCCGCGCUAACCUUCAUGGGCAACUUCCCGGAUACCGUCCAGCUGCUCAUGCCGCAACUGAAUGCCGUCAUUGCAGCCUCAAUGUCCAUUAAGUCGUCUGACAAACUCCGCCAGAUCCUGGAGAUCGUCCUGGCCUUCGGCAACUACAUGAACAGCAGCAAGCGUGGAGCAGCCUAUGGCUUCCGGCUCCAGAGUCUGGAUGCGCUGCUGGAGAUGAAGUCGACCGACCGGAAGCAGACGCUGCUGCACUACCUGGUGAAGGUCAUCGCUGAGAAGUAUCCACAGCUCACAGGCUUCCACAGUGACCUGCACUUCCUGGACAAGGCGGGCUCAGUGUCCCUGGACAGCAUCCUGGGGGACGUGCGCGCCCUGCAGCGAGGCCUGGAGUUGACCCAGCGGGAGUUCGUGCGGCAGGAUGACUGCGUGGUACUCAAGGAGUUCCUGAGGGCCAACUCCCCCACCAUGGACAAGCUGCUGGCAGACAGCAAGACAGCUCAGGAGGCCUACGACUCCGUGGUGGAAUACUUCGGAGAAAACCCCAAGACCACAUCCCCCUCCAUGUUCUUUACCCUCUUUAGUCGCUUCGUCAAGGCCUACAAGAAAGCUGAGCAGGAGGUGGAACAGUGGAAGAAAGAAGCGGCUGCUCAGGAGGCCGGCGCUGAAACUCCAGGCAAAGGGGACUCCCCAGCACUCAAGUCCCCACCCAAGGCUCGGAGGCCACAGAUGGACCUCAUCUCUGAGCUGAAACGGAAGCAGCAGAAGGAGCCACUCAUCUAUGAGAGUGACCGCGAUGGGGCCAUUGAAGACAUCAUCACAGACCUGCGGAACCAGCCCUACAUCCGCACGGACACAGGCCGCCGCAGCGCCCGCCGGAGACCCCCGGGACCCCCCCUGCAGGUCACCUCGGACCUCUCGCUGUAGCCCCCAUUUCCACAGAUGGACUCUGGGGAUGGGGGAGGGGCAAGAUGGGGCUCAAGGAAGGGGGUCCUCAGCUCGGCUGGGCCGGGCAGCCCUUCUGCCGCUGGCCCCAGCCAGGGGCUCACCCAGAUGGGCAGGUGCACUCUCCUCUUGCUACAGGCGUCAGUAUCGCCGGCCCCGCCCCCCAACUGCUGCUCGCAGCGCCCUCCUCCCCCCAAUAGCCAUACUGUACUUAGCCUCAGCGGGAGCCUGGCCGGUAACUUAUAAAGUGCAACCUCGCGCCCCCCCCCCCCCCCCCCCCCCCGGGACUCUCCACGGACCUUAUUUUUAUACAAGAUUAAUAAAGAUGUUUGCAAAA